Molecule: messenger RNA, 1082 nt
Organism: Callithrix jacchus (white-tufted-ear marmoset)
Lineage: Eukaryota; Metazoa; Chordata; Mammalia; Primates; Cebidae
Gene: SPINK2
Product: serine peptidase inhibitor Kazal type 2
Biological process (GO): negative regulation of serine-type endopeptidase activity; spermatid development
Molecular function (GO): serine-type endopeptidase inhibitor activity; protein binding
Source: RefSeq, a predicted model, not a curated record
UCGUCCCCUCCUCUACCUCUCCGACUCCCUCCUUUCCCACGACCCCCUCCGCCAUCCUCCUACCUUUCCCCUUUCCGGCUCUUCCCGGUUCUUCCCCGACCCUAGGGAAGAGGGGCUCCUCUUCCCGCCGCCCCUCCUGCCCUAGCCACCUACCGCUGCCCUGCCUCCCACUCUCGCCCCGCCCCGCCUUCCUCCCUUCCCCGCCCUCCUCGCGCCCCGUCGCGGGAGCGCCCCCUGCGAGUGGCGCAGGCACCAGAGCGCAGGGGUCCGACGGCCGGCGGCGGAGGAUGGCGCAGGCGAUGCUGCGUUUGAUUCUGCUGCUUCUGGCCGUGACUUUCGCAGGUAGCGCUCGGAGCAAUCCUGACGAGCCAGGACCUCCGGAGGAGCGCGGGAGAGGGAGUCACGCCGGCGGCGGCCCCUGCCCGGCUCCGGGCGGCCUCGGCGACGGCACUCAGGCCCCUCGAUUUGGUCAGGCUUCAGAAUAUAGAACGGUGCUGUUCUUACAGUGGCGGGAGGUGAGGUGUGCCGACACCAGCUUCGUGCUCAACGGGGAUGAUGACAUCUUGGCACACACGGAAAAUAUGGUCUCCUACCUGCAGGGCCAUGACCCUGGCCGCCACCUCUUCGUGGGGCAACUGAUCCGAAACCCAAACUGUGCUCAGUAUAAAUUGCCAGGAUGUCCCAGGGACUUUGACCCUGUGUGUGGCAGUGACAUGUCCACUUAUCCCAAUGAAUGUACUCUGUGCAUGAAAAUCAGGGAAGAUGGUCAUGAUAUUAAAAUCAUCCGAAAUGAACCCUGCUAAUGGAGCAGUUUACAGAAAAGAAGAUGGAGAGACCACCUUGACUGGCACACUAGAUAAAUUGCAUUUCCUUUUUUUCUCUUUUCCUAUGUUUCUUUGCAUGAGAUUUGUUAACCCACAUUUUCUAAGCGGAGAUAUGGAAGACAGCCAUAUGUAGUGAUGGAUAAUUUAAAGAAAAAAAAGAAUCUUCGUUUCUUAGCUUUUGCUCCUAGAGUUAAGCUUACUGCCUAGAUGACUUGUGCAUUGGUUUAUUCAGCUGAAAUAAAAUCAGCAUUGAAUUCA